UUGCUCAGCCCGUCACCGUGAGAAGCAUUAGCUACAGAAUCGUAGGACCGAAAGCAGACGCGUAGCCUACAUCUCGCAAAUCUGUCAUCUUAGAAAUCAUCACUGGGGUGGAAGACCGUUUCAACUGUGUGUCGCGAUCGGAGCAUUCGCGACAGAGUGGAGCAACCCAAAGUCAGCGGUCGCUGUAAAUAACGUACGACCACGGACAUGGCGACGACCAGCCCCUGUGUUGUGAUCAGCGACGAGGAGCAGGGCUACGACCUGGACCUGUUCUGCAUUCCGAAGCACUACGCUGGAGACCUGGAGCGGGUCUACAUCCCGCACGGACUCAUCCUGGACAGGACGGAAAGGCUAGCACGGGAGAUCAUGCAGGACAUGGGGGGACACCACAUCGUUGCCCUGUGCGUGCUCAAAGGGGGGUACAAGUUCUUUGCCGACCUGCUGGACUACAUAAAGGCCCUGAACCGCAACAGUGACCGCUCCAUCCCCAUGACUGUGGACUUCAUCCGGCUAAAGAGCUACUGCAAUGACCAGUCGACGGGUGAGAUCAAGGUCAUCGGGGGAGACGACCUGUCGACCCUCACAGGGAAGAACGUCUUGAUCGUGGAGGACAUCAUCGACACAGGAAAGACCAUGAAGACCCUGCUGCAGCUGCUCAAGCAGUACAACCCAAAGAUGGUGAAGGUGGCCAGUUUGUUGGUGAAGAGGACACCAAGAAGUGUUGGAUACAGGCCAGACUUUGUAGGAUUUGAAGUUCCCGACAAAUUUGUGGUGGGGUACGCACUAGACUACAACGAAUACUUUAGAGAUCUAAAUCACAUCUGUGUCAUCAGCGAGACGGGAAAGGAGAAAUACAAGGCGUGAGGAAGACUGCACCUCCCCGUUUAGCUGUGUACGAUUGUUCAUAUUUUUGCCAUCGAUGCUGCAGAUCAUUUUUAAACAGUGACUUUGUUGUUUUUUUUGUUUUUUUUAAUGAUUGUUGAGCAUAUCAAGUGCACAUUCCCAGAGGCAUCCAGGUCUUACUCUCAUGCUAUGGGGCACCUUGAAUGUGCUAGCACGUACCUCACUUUUACCAUUUGCAAGCAAAAUCAAAUCAGUUUCUGAAGCCCAGUUUGUUUUGGACUGGCUGGGCAUUAGUGUACUAUAAUCUCCAGGCCUGGAGGCCAACAGUGUGUAAUGGUUUUAUGUGGUUUCUUCUCAAUCAGCAGCCAAUUCAGGCUUUGUAAACAAGAUGUGUGGUCUCAAUCGUAAAUGAAGGAGUGAAGUGCUGAAACACACUGAAAACCAGCAGCCGAUGCAGACAUCCAGGGGCUUCUGCUCUGAACCGCAUGCAGAAGGACAAUGUAUUUAAUGCUGACUCGGUGGGGUGCGGCUUUCACAUUGCCAUUGGCUGGAAAUUCAAAGGGCAAAACGUCACUUGGGUUCGGUUAUUCUUUCGCUAAAUUUAAGACAAUCCCUUUAUUGACAACAAUCUCAACCUUAUUUCAGCAUGAAAGGGCUGUGUAGUGUCACGCCAACCCCUUGGAUUCCUGUGCUGAUUGCAGAUUCCACUUCUCACAUUGGCUUGUAUUUUAAUAAACUUCCUCGAAUAUAAAUCAUUCGUAGUUAUACUGAACUAACCAUACGAGUUAAAUCUAUUGUGCUAUAAUGUAAUUGAGAGGAAUUUUAAGGAAAGGACAUGGUCCAGUUAGACUGAAUGUAUGUAUCAUUCUGGUAUAACCCAAUUCCCAGGCCAACAAAGUUUGAAAACUGCAAACAGCUAAUCCAGUGGCUGACUACAGACACGCUUUGCUUUCUGACAGGGAGGUAAAAACCAAAACAGCCAUGGUUGUGUAAGGUGGGUGUAACUAUCCACUACUUGACCUGCAGGUGCUACAGUAUUUCAUCUUGAUCAAACAGAGCUACCGCUCUCUGGUGGCAGCUUGUGGAACUGCACCCUUUCUCGUGCGUUCCUGUACUAUACCAACCAAUCCCUGCCCCAUUAUUCUUCUCCAAACCCCCCCCCAAAAAAUAUAUUGCCAUGGACUGUAACCUGGGGAUACCAUAAUUGCUCAUUAAGGUUAUAACUUAUUCAUACCUCUUUUUAUGCUUAUUCUGGUGACUAUGUACAUUCAAUUAAUAUAUUUUGCUUGUUUUUUGCAUUUCAAUAAAUUAUUUAAUUUCCACUGUAUAAAAAUCCCAUUUCUAGUGCCUUAUCUGCCUGGUUACGGGGUGACAAAUCACACCCAUCAAUAUUUACAUUUGAAAAUGUCUGAAUUGAGUUCCAUCUUCAGUUCAAACAAGAGAGAUGAAGGCAUGUUUUCAUUACAAAGUAAUGCCACACUGGGUUUAUUUACAAUAUUGCUUUUUGGAACAGGGCAUCAGUAGAUUUGUGGGAAAUACACAGUAGGAGAUGGCAGCCACAGGCAUCACAAUGCCUCUGGUAUUCUGUACUGGGGGCGAGAUACACCGGAGAAAAAAACAUGAGAAACAAGUCAAUCCAUCUUCACACUACUGGAGAUAUGCAUACAGGUUGCAAUAAAUACAGAAUAUGCUUGUAAUAUGGUAAAUAACUAUCUUUUUUUGGAGGACAUAGCACCAUCAUAUGGCUGCAAGUGCUAUCAUUCCAUUUCAGAUCAAAUACAGGACAUUGCCAUGUGAAAUUUCAACAAAUUCUAAUAUUUUCCUGGAAUGUUCCAUACAAAAACGUAUGCAAAUUAAUUUUCAGUAAUAACUUUGCUCGUUGUUUUUACCAAAUCUCUGAGACAAAGGCAGAAAACCUGACAGAAUAACGGGUAAUGUCCCAUAUUUCAGAAUAACAUGAAACCAACACAAAGUGAUGUUUAUAUUACAUAAUAUUUCAUCACCGUUUUUGGGUACAGUGGUUUCAAUGUGCACAUGAACUGAGGGGUUGAUGUACAAAAUCUUGAUAGAGCAGAUUUGUUUCCAUGGAACUGCAGUUUGCUUUACAACCUACAGGGGGCAACUGUAAGCUGUAGCACCAUCAAAGCUUCCUGUUUUUCAGUUCAUUUCUGAAGAGGGGACCUAUUGUAUGUGUGCUAUGCCUGUCUGGCCCAGAGCGCACUGCUUUUCCCAUUGUCGUCUUUGUCACAGACUCCACCAAUAAAGAUUAUGUUUUCAAAACAUACCGAUUAUAAAGUU
This is a messenger RNA of Conger conger (European conger), 3141 nucleotides long. It is a transcript of the gene hprt1, whose product is annotated as hypoxanthine phosphoribosyltransferase 1. The transcript has 9 exons. The record is from RefSeq and is a predicted model, not a curated record. Bases 208 to 864 code for a protein of 218 amino acids. Gene Ontology annotation, biological process: purine ribonucleoside salvage; guanine salvage; GMP salvage. Lineage: Eukaryota; Metazoa; Chordata; Actinopteri; Anguilliformes; Congridae. Gene Ontology annotation, molecular function: magnesium ion binding; hypoxanthine phosphoribosyltransferase activity.